This is a messenger RNA of Boleophthalmus pectinirostris (great blue-spotted mudskipper), 6454 nucleotides long. RefSeq names its product tubulin, gamma complex associated protein 6 (gene tubgcp6). The transcript is spliced from 25 exons. Gene Ontology annotation, cellular component: gamma-tubulin complex; spindle pole; equatorial microtubule organizing center. The coding region runs from base 292 to 5811 and encodes 1839 amino acids. NCBI's taxonomy places the organism in Eukaryota, Metazoa, Chordata, Actinopteri, Gobiiformes, Gobiidae. The record is from RefSeq and is a predicted model, not a curated record. Gene Ontology annotation, molecular function: microtubule minus-end binding; gamma-tubulin binding. Gene Ontology annotation, biological process: meiotic cell cycle; mitotic cell cycle; microtubule nucleation.
AGUGUGCUGCAGGCGCUCCUCUCACCGAACCCGAAGGAAUAAAAUUUAUUAUCGCAGAUGGAAAUCUAUUACAUGUAGAGAAUCUGGAUGAAUGAAUAUCAAGUCUUGGCGGAAAGACGCAUGAAGCUUAGAAGUUCAGAAGCUGACUCUUUAUGAUUUGCGCUGCUGCUACGGAAUGAAGGAGCGGAGCUCUCUACUAGCAUCAUGUUAGCAUGUCAGAGAAACAGCUUUGAGGAGAAAAGGACCUGCUCUGAACACAGCAGAUCUGCAGGGUGAAACUGGUAUGCCAUCAUGAUCCCGAGUCUGAACACCAAACCCUGCACCGAUAGCAGCAGCAUCACAGAGCUUGUAGGAGCCCUGUGCAACUGCUGUCUGUCUGGAGUGUCCUGGAAGAGGCGAGCGCUGGGGGGCAUCUCUAGAGAAAAUUUCCACAAAACUCUGAAGAAACAUGCAUAUGGAGCGCUGUUAUCAAAACUAUUCCAAGACAGCAUCAAAGGCUCUUCUGCCCCUAAGCCAAACCUCACGGCUAACUCCACUCCCUCGAGAAAUAAAGUCUUGAUGAUAUGUUUUGACUUGCGAGUGGCAGGAUGCAGGGAGGAGGCAGAGCGUUUGGAGGAACUGCUCGGGAUACUGCUAGAGGGCUCUGCUUCAGGGUUAAAGGAAGUAGACGCUGUGCUUGAGCUGUUUGUACAACUUGCAGGUUCGACGCCUCCACCUGCAACAACUUUUAACCAGGACUACAUGAGGAGGGAGAGACCUGUAGUACGAAAGCCUCAACCCUGGAGCUAUCAGAGCGAAGAGCUGCAGAGGCUGGAGGCCAGGGCUUGGGGGCUUAUUUGCGCCGAGGAGUGGGGGGCUUUGGAGACUCUUUGUGGGACCCAGAGCCUGAUGGAUGCCCCUCCUGGCACUGGGUUACUCACUCUCCGAAGUAAAACUGAAUCAGAAGAGAGAUUUGAGAAGGAGACCAGGCUGUCCCUGUUUGGGGCGCUACAGCAUGCUCGCACCUCAGACUUGGAUAUAAGACUGGACCUGCCACCUGUGCCUAGUAAUAUUGAUGUCAUUGGGCUGGCCAUCAAGGUGCCUCCUUCUUUAGACCAGUCUGAAGAUGAAGGCUUUCAAUCGGCCUCCAACCUGACCCCAGAGUCUCAGUCCGAGUCCACCCCAGGUCCAGAGCUCGAUCUGUGGGAAGCAGCUCUGAUGUUUGAGCCUGGACGCCGUCGGUGCUGGGAGUCUGUUGGCUGUCCUCCAGGUAAUCGCGAGGCCCUGUUUAUCACAGAGUCAGGCAGGGAGGCGUUUGACCAUCUGUACCGUGUGUGGGAGGGGGGCCUAAGGGUGCUGAGCGGGGACACGCCCUCUCCGCUGCUCCCUCUUCCUCAGGACACACAAACACAACUGGUGACAGACCUGCUCAACGUGCUCAUCGGAGUGGCUUCAACUACCUUCCCUCUUAAUCAGAGUGUGCAGUUUGACGUGCGGCCAGGUGUGUGUGUGUCUGGAGCGUCUCCGGAGAGUGUGUCCCGUCUGCUGCAAGAGCUGGCACAGUACGGAACUCACUAUCUCCGCCUCAGCCACUUCUCCCUGCAGAGCGCCGACAAGAAGGGCCUCGUCUUCCAGGCGUUUACAGGUGGUCUGAGAAAGUACCUGCACUACUACAGAGCCUGUGUACUCAGCACCCCUCCCACUCUUAGCCUCCUCACCAUAGGAUUCCUCUUCCGCAAAGUGGGACACCAACUCAGGUAUCUGUCAGAGCUGUGUUGUGUGGAUGGGCCUUUGGGUGCAGGCCAGGCCACCUUCCCCGUGGGCGUGAAGCUACUGUCCUACCUGUACAAUGAAGCCCAGAAUAACUGUAGUAAUGAAAACUACCCAGUGCUCCUCUCUCUGCUGAAGAGGAGCUGUGCUCCAUAUACACGGUUUGUAUCUGACUGGGUGUACAGCGGCGUGUUUCGAGACGUUUAUGGAGAAUUCAUGAUCCAGGUCAAUGAGGAGUACCUGGGUUUCAGAGAUAAAAACUACUGGGUCCAGGGCUAUACGCUGAUCUCCAAAGACGUGGAGGAUUGUGUCCCAAUAUUUCUGCGCCAUAUUGCCAAUGACGUUUAUGUGUGCGGAAAAACCAUCAACCUGCUCAAGAUCUGCUGCCCUCAGCACUACAUCUGCUGGUCGGAGCUGCCCGCCCCUCGCAUCGCUGUCACUUUCUCACUACAGGAGGUGGAGGAGAUUGAGAAGGAGUGUGCAGUGUACAGAGGGCGCAUGGAGUGCAUCGCCAAGCACAGCGCCAUCAGCAGGGAAGAGCUGGUGCUGAGAGCCGAACGAGCACGCCAAGAGCUCAUCAACCAGGUCCGUGAAUCGGCCGCCAAGACUCUGGAGAACAUACGUGGGCGCCAGGUGUCACAGCGUCUGGCAGAGGAGGCCAAAAAGAGGGAGCGCUUUGAGGAGCUACAGCUGCACUUGGAGCAGGAGCAGGAGUGGCGGAUUGCAGCUAACAACAAACAGGAAGAGGAUGAUUUUAGUUUUGCUCGAGAGCUGAGAGACCGAGAGAAGAGACUACAGGCCCUAGAGCAACAACUGGAGCAACAAGCCAGGAAGGAGCUGAUCACGCAGUACAGCCGUCUGUCAGAGGAAGCAGCACUAAGAGAGAGGAGGGCGCUGUGGCGGGUGCAGAGGAUGAGGCUCCAUGAAGCACGCAUGCAGUUUUUAACACAAGAUGAGCAACAAAUACAGGACUUAGUGAAGAAAUAUCCUCGAGGCCAAGGGAGACCUCCAAUAGAUCUGUUCCCACCUUUACAUUCAGCUCAACCGGCCAUACCCCAAUCAGCACAGAAAUUUCCAAAAGAGGUCCAUCCUGAAGAACAUGAAAAGCAGCAUGAAGAAACCCAAGAAUAUGCCCCAACUCCACAAACAGAAAUGCAACCCUAUCCAGACCCCACCACACCUUCCAUGGACCCUAACCUGAUUUUUGAAAGCAUUGAUAUAAAUUACUUUCUCCCUAAAGCCCCAAAUCCGGACAGUGCUGAGGUGGACUCAGCUUUACAGGACAUUGGCUCAAACUUACCUCAAACAUGCCCUACCUUCCCAUUGGUUGACUACGACUUCAGCUCCCCCUUUAGUCCACUUGAAGGUAUGACCAGCCAAGUCCAACCCAAAUUUAAAUCUGAUUCAGGAACUGAACCUGGACCUGACAAAAACCAUGAAUCCUUUUCGCAUAUUCCUCUUGGAGAGAAUGUAUCAUCAAUGCAGGAUAUUUGCCCUAAAGCUAGUCCGUUUGGGCAAGAUACAAAACCUAGUUUCCGGCUUGGUCAAUUCACACCUCAGGAUUCUCCAAAAAGUGAAAUUUCUGGAGAUAAACCACAUGAUUUGAUUGACAUAAAUUUCUCAAUGUCAGAACCAAAGCAAGAGGAUGGGUCUCUAGCAUCUGAAAUUACAUUCACUGGGUCAAAACUACCACCAACUUCUCCCAGUGCACAAGAAGAGACUCUUGAAAUGGACAAUUUGAAAGACGCAAGCUCAACAGAGGAAUCAACUGAUAAAGUCCUCAUAAAUUUACCCGAAAGUCAAAAUUUCUGUUCAGAUAGUAAAAUUGCGGAGUUUACUUCCAAUAUAGAUGCCAUAUUGCCUUCAAUUACAUACAGGCAUUCUUGUGAUUCACAAAUUGAAAUAGUUGAAAACGUAUCAGACAUAACAGCACCACUCCCAUCACCAUACAUUCUUGGUCAUGCCUCAGAUUCCAAUAUCAAAUUAGGAGAUUUAGUUUCAGACAUUGCACCAUCUUUACCUUCCCAAAAUGUCCUCGGGCAUUCGUCUGAUUCGCAUAUCAAAAUAGGGGAAAAUGUUUCGGAUUUUGUGGCGCCUCUUCCUACAGCUAACAUCCACGGUCACUCCUCCUAUGCUAAUAUCAAAAUUGGCGAGUUUGUGUCUGAUGUAACACAAGCUAGACCAAGAUGGAGCAAGCAUGGGCACGCUUCGGAUAGCAUGCUCCAACCAGGCUGCACGAUUUUGGGAAGUGAACCAACUUUAUCCCCUCUACCUGGAAGUACAUUUGGACAUUCUUCUGAUUCAACUUUAGGAGCUGGGUGCGUAGUAGCAGGUAUUAAACCCAAAAAAUCCCCCUUACUUGGUAGCGCUCAUGGCCACUCAUCGGACUCCAGUUUAGGAGUCGGAUGUGUAGUUUCUCAACCAGAAACAAUGCUAUCUCCGCUACCAGGAAGUACUUUUGGACACUCUUCUGAUUCAGCAUUAGGAAUAGGGUGCAUAGUAGCUGGAGUAGAGCCCAGAAAACCUCCCUUACCUGGCAGCACGUAUGGCCAUUCGUCAGACUCCAGUUUAGGCGUUGGUUGUGUUGUGUCCACAUCCGGUCCAGUUCAAAGUCCACUUUCGAGAAGUGCCUUUGGACAUUCAUCAGACUCUUCUCUUGGAGUCGGCUGCGUUGUGAAGAGCAAAGAGAGAGGAGGUGACCAGGCAUCCAGGGACAAAGAAACUGAAGCAUAUAAUUUCUCAGUACAUAAUGGUCCCAUCUGCUCCUCAGUGUCUCUGUCCGGCUGGGCAGGGGAGCAGGAGGCUAGAUGGGGGGCAUCGGGGUGGGCUCUGUCCCCUCAAGACAUGUCCGAGCAGCAGUAUCUCUCUGCCCUGUCCUCACAGUACCAAGCGGAGCACUAUGAAGACUGCUACAAUGCUAUGGCCUCGUCUCCAGAGUGUCAGCUGCUGAAGCCCAUCACGCACGGCCCCUGGGCUGUGCACACAGCACAGGCUCUGCACAUGGCCCCAGACUCUUCAUCAUUGCAGCUCAGUGAGAUGGUGUCUCUGCCUGUACUCAUCAAACACUCAGUCACAGCUCCACUCAUCACACACGUGUCCCUGGUGAACAAGGCAGUAGUGGACUUCUUUUUUGUGGAGUUGGGGGUGGAGAGGCACUUUGAGGCGCUGCGUCACUUUCUCCUGAUGGAGGAUGGAGAGUUCGCUCAGUCCCUCAGUGAUCUGCUCUUUGAAAAGGUGGGCAGUGGUCAGACGCCUGGUGAACUCCUCACGCCUCUGGUGCUGAACUCAAUCCUGCACAAAGCUCUUCAGUACAGUCUCCAUGGUGACACCCCUCUGGCCCGAAACUUCACCUUUGCCCUCCGCUACCUUCCCGAGACCUUCCACCCCCACGCCCCUGAUUCACUCAACUGUUUAGAGCUGCGCUACAGGGUGGACUGGCCUCUGAACAUCAUUAUCACAGACAGCUGUAUGAACAAAUACAACCGCCUGUUCUCCUUCCUGCUGCAGCUCAAACACAUGGUAUGGAGCCUGCGUGAUGUCUGGUUCCACCUCAGACGCACAGCACUGGUGAAGGGUGCAGGCCGCUCUGUGCAGUUCCGGCAACUGCAGUUGUACAGACAUGAGAUGCAGCACUUUGUGAAAGUGAUCCAGGGGUACAUUGCCAACCAGAUCCUGCAGGUGUCCUGGAGCGAGUUCAUCACCAAACUCACCUCUGCCAAUGACUUGGACGCCAUCCACCGCACACAUGCAGACUACCUCAAUAGGGCCAUCUUCAGGGGUUUGCUGACAGAUAAAGCUGCUCCGGUCAUGAAUAUCAUCCACAGUAUUUUCAGUCUAAUAUUGAAGUUCAGAGCCCAGCUGAUUGCUCUGCCCUGGGAAAACCAGCAGGGCGAGGCGGUGCACCCCAGUUUCAUUGCUAUGCAACAGUCCUACAACACCUUCAAGUACUACUCGCACUUCCUCUUCAAAGUGGUGACCAAGCUGGUCAACAGAGGCUACCAACCACAUCUGGAAGACUUCCUCCUUCGAAUCAACUUCAACAGCUACUACAAAGACUCCUGAGAUGUCUCCCAUUGUUCCAAAUGUUUGAGGUGGUUCACAGCAUGAGUGAUAAACAGGUUUGAUGUAGAGGUGUACAGUUUAAAUAUUUCAGUAUUUUGAAGACUGAAGUUCCUAAAGAUAAAUGGAUACAACUUAAAUAAAAAAAAUAAAAAAAGAUUAUAGUACAGUUGUUUUCAUAUUAACAUGAACAUUUUCAAACUUGCUUUAAAGCUAAUAAAUAAUAUGUGAAUUGUUUAAAAAUGCUUUGUGGAUCUGGUGUAAAAUCUUAAAAAACACAUUAGCUUGGUCCCAGUGCCAGUGUCAAAAACCAUGCACUGUUUACUAUCUGUGUUUCUCCAGGUAUUUGAACAAAAUAUGACUUUCCCCCAGCACAGAUAUUGUAUAAGCAGCUCUUGAGGUCAAAAUAAAUCUAGUUAUGUAGCGUUUAUUGUUCAGUAAUCAGGAAGUGUGUGUUAGCUUUGUUUAAAAUAGAUAGUUCUGUUUUUUCACAUUUUCAGAGAGAAUCUGCAGCUACAGCAGCUUUAAGUAUCUGAAUUUAAAAAAUGGCACCCAGCCCUAUGUUAAGGAAUAAAAAUGCACUUAAAACCUCAUUGCUUUUGCUAGAUGAUAAAAAUGUCAGAGCACACAUGGGAAAAAUGAAAAC